Molecule: messenger RNA, 2127 nt
Organism: Protobothrops mucrosquamatus (brown spotted pit viper)
Lineage: Eukaryota; Metazoa; Chordata; Lepidosauria; Squamata; Viperidae
Product: zinc finger protein 850-like
Exons: 2
Coding region: 1-2127 (708 amino acids)
Source: RefSeq, a predicted model, not a curated record
AUGCACGAGAGGAUCCACAUGGGAGAAAAACCAUACAGAUGCUCCGAAUGUGGCAAAAACUUUGGUCGAAACAGUUCCCUGGUGGCUCACCGAAGGACCCACACCGGAGAAAAGCCCUACGAAUGCUCUGAGUGUGGGAAGGUCUUUCGCUGCAGCUCCAAUCUUUUCAUACACAAAAGGACCCACACUGGAGAAAAGGCCUAUCAGUGCUCUCAGUGCAGCAAAAGGUUUAGCGAGCACACCACCCUCGUGAUUCAUAAGAGGACUCACACGGGAGAAAAACCGUUUGAGUGUCCGGAGUGCGGGAAAAGCUUUAAUACUAGUUCAAACCUUACAAGUCAUGCGAAGUUGCACACGGGAGAGAAACCCCACAAAUGUUUGCAGUGUGGGAAAAGUUUCAGUCGGAAUUCCAAUCUGGUGAUACACCUGAGGACUCACACGGGAGAAAAACCAUACGAGUGUCCCGAUUGUGGGAAAGGUUUCACAACAAGCUCUAAUCUAAUCAGUCAUGUCAGUUUACACACGGGCGAGAAGCCGUUUAGGUGCCCAAACUGUAGUCAGUGUUUCAGCCACAACUCUACUCUUACUAAACACAAGAGGACACAUUUAGGAGAAAAGACCCACAGAUGUGCAUAUUGUGGGAAAAACACAGAUUGCAUACCAGAGCUCAUUAUGCAUGAGAGGAUCCACACUGGAGAAAAGCCCUACCAGUGCCCACAAUGUGGCAGAAAAUUUAGUAAGCAUGCCAACCUGGUGCUACACGAAAGGAUACACACUGGAGAGAAACCAUUUGAGUGUCCAAAGUGCGGGAAAAGUUUCAGUCAGAAUUCCUACUUGGUGAUACACCAGAGGAUUCAUACUGGGGAGAAACCGUAUGAGUGUCCAGAUUGUGGGAAAAAUUUCACUCGAAAGUCUGACUUGGUGAUACACCAGAGGACUCACACAGGAGAGAAACCGUAUGAAUGUCUGUAUUGUGAGAAAAGUUUCAGUCAGAACUCUUCCCUGGUGAUACACCAGAGGACUCACACAGGAGAGAAACCAUAUGAGUGUCCGGAUUGUGGGAAAGGUUUCAGUAAGAAUUCUGACUUGAUGAUACACCAGAGGAUUCACACAGGAGAGAAACCAUAUGAGUGUCCAGAUUGUGGGAGAAGUUUCGGUCAUAAUUCCGUUCUGGUGAUACACCGGAGAACUCACACUGGGGAGAAACCAUAUGCAUGUCCAGAGUGUGGGGAAAGUUUCAGUAAUAAUUCUAAUCUUGUGAAACACCAGAGGACUCACACAGGAGAGAAACCAUAUAAGUGUCUACACUGUGGAGAAAGUUUCAGUCAGAACUCUUGCCUGGUGAUACACCAGAGAAAGCACACAGGAGAAAAACCAUAUGAGUGUCUGGAUUGUGGGAAAAGUUUCCAUCAGAAUUCUAACCUGGUAAAACACCAGAAGACUCACACAGGAGAGAAACCACAUGAGUGUUGGAAUUGUGAGAAAUGUUUCAGUAACAAUUCCAAUCUGGUGAUACACCAGAGGAGUCACACAGGAGAGAAACCAUAUGAGUGUUUGGAUUGUGGGAAAUGUUUCAGUAACAAUUCUAAUCUGGUGAUACACCAGAGGACUCACACAGGAGAGAAACCAUAUGAGUGUCCAGAUUGUGGGAAAAGUUUCGGUCAGAAUUCCAAGCUGGUGAUACACCAGAGGAGUCUCACAGGAGAGAAACCGUAUGAGUGUCCAGUUUGUGGGAAAAGAUUUAGUCAAAAUUCCAACCUGGUGGUACACCAGAGGACUCACACAGGAGAGAAACCACAUGAGUGUCCAAACUGUGGGAAAGGUUUCAGUGUUAAUUCUGCCCUAGUGAUGCACCUGAGGACUCACACAGGAGAAAAACCCUAUGAGUGUCCGAGUUGUGGGAAAAGUUUCAGUCAUAGUUCUGCUCUAAUGAUGCACCAGAGGACUCACACAGGAGAGAAACCAUAUGAGUGUCCAGUUUGUGGGAAAAGAUUCAGUCAUAAUUUUAACUUUGUGAAACACCAGAGGACUCACACAGGAGAGAAACCCUAUGAGUGUCAAAAUUGUCAGAAAAGUUUCAGUCAGUAUUCCAGCCUGGUGAUACACCAGAGGAUUCACACAGGAUGA